AUGGCGACCCUCACUACGACGAUUGCGACUACUGUCACAGCAGCCAGUAGUGCUGUCAGCGCCACUUCUACAAAUCGCGCCGCCCCUCAGGGUGGAAUUUUAGAAGGCGGAAACCCUACUGUCUACAAUCCUUCAAAUCCUAUUGUUUUGUUCAUCAUUCAGGCGGGCAUCAUCAUUAUCUUCUGUCGUCUUCUUCAUUACCCUUUAUCCAAGCUUCGGCAACCUCGAGUCAUUGCAGAAGUAAUAGGCGGAAUCAUUUUGGGUCCUUCAGUCAUGAUGCGCAUUCCUGGGUUUCAAGAAACUAUAUUCCCCGUUGCCUCGAUGCCGGUUUUGAACAUGGCCGCCAAUCUCGGAUUGAUACUCUUUCUUUUCCUUGUUGGUCUAGAAGUUAAUAUGCGACUUUUCCUUGGUAACUGGAGAGUAGCCCUGAGUGUUGGAUUGGCCGGAAUGAUAUUGCCUUUUGGCUUGGGUUGCGCCGUCGCUUACGGUCUCUAUAACGAGUUUCGACAUGAUCCGGGAACUGUGCCUAUCUCAUUUCCGGUCUAUAUGCUAUUCGUCGGCACAGCUCUUGCGAUCACAGCUUUCCCUGUCCUCUGUAGAAUCCUUACCGAGUUAAACCUCCUCGCUACACCCGUCGGAGUCACAGUUCUCGCUGCUGGAGUUGGUAAUGAUGUGACAGGAUGGAUUCUUUUAGCCCUUUGCGUUGCCUUGGUCAAUAACGGAUCGGGGCUCGCAGCGUUAUGGGUGUUGCUCGUUUGUGUUGGCUGGUGUCUUUUCUUAGUGUACGCUGUUCGUCCUGUGUUUAGGUAUAUUCUUCGCCGCAACGGAAGUCUUGAAAAUGGCCCCUCUCAAGGAAUGGUUGCUCUCACAAUACUAAUUGUCCUGGCAUCGUCUUGGUUUACUGCUAUCAUUGGAGUUCACGCUAUUUUUGGAGCCUUUCUCGCUGGACUCAUAUGUCCCCAUGAAGGUGGUUUUGCUAUUCAUCUCACAGAAAAGAUCGAAGAUCUAGUCGCAGUGCUACUUCUACCACUUUACUUCGCCUUGUCUGGAUUGAGUACCAAUCUUGGUCUACUGAACGAUGGAAUGACAUGGGGCUAUGUUAUUGCAAUCAUUGUUGUUGCAUUCUCAGGCAAAAUCAUCGGAGGUACGCUUGCGGCCAAAGCUUGUAGGCUUGUCUGGCGUGAAAGUCUCAGUAUUGGAGUUUUGAUGAGUUGUAAAGGUCUCGUUGAAUUGAUUGUCCUUAAUAUUGGUUUACAAGCCAAAAUUUUGUCGACAAGGACUUUCACCAUAUUUGUUGUGAUGGCACUUGUCACAACCGUUGCCACAACGCCGUUAACAACCGCACUAUACCCGCCUUGGUACCAGAAGAAACUCGAGGCCUGGAAGAAAGGAGAAAUUGAUUGGGAAGGUAACAGACUUCACCCUGAAGGUGAUGAGUAUACUCCAGACCGAUCUUUGGAAAAGCUGGACUCUACUCAAGUCCGACGACUUCUUGUCUACCUCAGACUUGACAGUCUUCCUAGCUUGUUCACUUUCAUUGCACUAUUGGGGGGUGAUAAUACGAGUACGGUUACCAAAGUUCACAGGUCGAAAGCCGAAUUGGAAACAGUAGAUGAGGAUGGUACUCCUUCAUCAUUAAUUCCAAAAAAACAGCCGCUUGAGGUCCAUGGUGUUCGCCUGUUAGAACUCACUGAUCGUACUUCCUCAGUCAUGGCUGAAGUUGACGAAUACACACACCGUGAUCCAGUCGUCAACGCCUUCCGCACCUUUGCUCAACUAAAUAACGUUGCCGUCUCAGGUGGUGUUUCCGUCGUUCCUGAGUCGGAUUAUGCCGAGGCUUUGACCACACAAGCAGCAGACAACUUUUCCGAUCUAGUUCUCAUCCCUUGGACCGAACCUAGUAUGCUACCAGUCAACGAAGUUCAUCAUGAUUCAUUUUCCAGCGGCCUUCAGGAUAUUUUUAUACAGAAGACGCUUGAGAUCGCUAGCUGCAAUAUUGCCAUUUUUGUCAAUCGUGGCUUUGGUGGACCAACCCUGAGGGAGCCUCGCAAUCUCUCAUCAAGUGCUAGUCGACUCAGUCUUCGCAGUAGUCAACGUGCAGAAAGAGUUGCUCCUAUUGCAGAUCGCAGUCACCACGUUUAUUUUCCAUUUUUCGGUGGCGCUGAUGAUCGUGUCGCUCUUCGUUUUGUUCUUCAACUUGCGCAAAACAAUAACAUCACAGCAACUAUCAUUCAUUUUAUCACUCCUAUUCAUAGUCCCAAGACAUUUGAAGUAAAGCAUGGCUCUCGUCCAGCUACUGCUACCGGUUCUCAACAUGGUGGUAGUUCUGGAUCGGCGUUACGUAUCACGGAGCGUGUCGAUACUGAGGAGCUUUACAAUGCAGCUGCGUCCGACACCGCUCUUCUACAUACAUUACGAGACUCCUUACCUCAACCAUUGACGAAUAGAGUAGUUUUUGUCGAUGUUAAGACUACAACCCCAUUGACCGAUUGUUUACAUCAUGCAAAGGUUGAAAUGGGUCAAAGUCCUCGCAAUGCAGGAGACUUAAUUGUUACAGGCAGAGGUAGAAGCUCACUCGCUAUGGCGCUAAUUAAUGAGGAGAGUGCCAGUGGGGAGAGCGGAAAGGAAAUGAAGAAGACUGUUGGAGUGGCGGCGGAGGCGUUGAUUAGCAGUGGAGUUAGAGGAAGUGUUUUGGUCAUUCAAGCUGGAGGGCGAGGUCUGGAAAGCUGA
This is a messenger RNA of Botrytis byssoidea, 2730 nucleotides long. RefSeq lists its product as uncharacterized. The transcript is spliced from 5 exons. Bases 1 to 2730 code for a protein of 909 amino acids. The record is from RefSeq and is a predicted model, not a curated record. Gene Ontology annotation, molecular function: antiporter activity. Gene Ontology annotation, biological process: proton transmembrane transport. NCBI's taxonomy places the organism in Eukaryota, Fungi, Ascomycota, Leotiomycetes, Helotiales, Sclerotiniaceae. Gene Ontology annotation, cellular component: membrane.